AUUGGACAGACAGCUUCCUUGUUUGACUCACACUUCACACACACUUGCAUUGCUUAGAACUCAGGACAAGAAGAAAGCAAUAUCUCAGCCCUCUCUACAUAUCCGUUGUUUGUUAGUUUCUAGUCUGUAGGUUUUGUCUUUGAUGACGAACAAAGGAGAAACCGGCAGCCAACCAAACAAGUGAUUAAGUAGUAGCUGGAGUCUGGAGUGGGAGUAGGACUAAUUUCCUGCAUCCCUGGUACGCCACCACCGGCCUUCUGAUCAUCUUCAUGGCUAGCUCUUGGUCUCAGUGUCCGCCUUUCGAGUUUUCGAGCAAGUACUAUCACGUGGCCGGAGACGGAGGUGGCUGUGUGAGGCAAAGCAGCUUCUUUGGAGGCAAACCAGUGCUUAAUCAGGGCGUAGGGUAUUCUGUUAUUCUUGGCUUUGGAGCCUUCUUUGCUGUCUUCACAUCUUUCUUGGUAUGGCUGGAGAAGCGAUAUGUUGGUUCCAAGCACACAUCCGAAUGGUUCAACACUGCAGGAAGAAGUGUUAAAACAGGACUCAUUGCCAGUGUGAUUGUCUCCCAGUGGACUUGGGCUGCUACAAUCUUGCAAAGUUCAAAUGUUGCUUGGGAGUAUGGAGUAAGUGGACCUUUCUGGUAUGCUAGCGGCGCUACUAUACAGGUACUCUUGUUUGGUAUAAUAGCCAUAGAGAUCAAGAGAAAGGCUCCUCAUGCUCACACUGUAUGUGAAAUCGUGAAAGCUCGCUGGGGCACAGCGGCACACAUUGUCUUCCUCAGUUUCUGCUUUUUGACAAAUAUUAUUGUAACUGCAAUGCUGCUGCUCGGAGGUUCUGCUGUCGUAAAUGCACUUACAGGAGUAAACAUUUAUGCUGCUAGCUUCCUUAUCCCUCUUGGAGUAAUCGUCUACACAUUAGCUGGAGGACUAAAAGCGACGUUCUUGGCAAGCUACAUCCAUUCUGUUAUUGUUCACGUGGUACUAGUCAUAUUUGUAUACCUUGUGUAUACGGCAAGCAGUGAGCUUGGUAGCCCUAGCAUCGUGUACAACCGCCUUGUAGAGGUAGCGAGUAAAUCAAGGAUUUGUAAGGAGCCAAUUUCUCAUCACGGCCAGUCUUGUGGUCCUGCGAGUGGGAAUUACAAAGGGUCGUACCUAACAAUGUUGAGUUCUGGAGGACUAGUCUUUGGGAUUAUCAACAUCGUCGGAAACUUUGGCACUGUUUUUGUUGAUAAUGGAUACUGGGUAAGCGCCAUAGCUGCACGGCCUUCGUCAACUCACAAGGGCUACUUGUUAGGUGGGCUUGUUUGGUUUGCAGUCCCAUUUUCUUUGGCGACAUCAUUGGGACUGGGAGCACUGGCCCUUGAUCUACCACUAACCGAAAGUGAAGCAAGUCGGGGACUUGUUCCUCCUGCCACCGCUAUAGCUUUGAUGGGAAAAGGAGGAUCUGUUCUUCUUCUUACUAUGCUUUUCAUGGCAGUGACUUCUGCUGGUUCAUCAGAGCUUAUAGCAGUAUCCUCAUUAUGCACUUAUGAUAUCUACCGCACGUACGUAGAUCCAAAUGCAGACGGAAAGAAAAUCCUCAAGGUAUCAAGGGGUGUGAUCCUUGCUUUCGGUUGUUUUAUGGGGCUGCUAGCAGUGAUACUGAAUAAAGCUGGAGUUUCAUUAGGUUGGAUGUAUCUGGCAAUGGGAGUGCUCAUCGGUUCAGCAGUUAUUCCCAUCGCGUUCAUGCUUCUAUGGAGAAAGGCAAACGCAAUCGGUGCAAUCCUAGGAGCAACUGUUGGCUGCGUUCUUGGGAUCAUCACAUGGCUAUCGGUCACGAAAAUUGAGUAUGGCCGCAUAAAUCUGGACACAACAGGUCGAAAUGCACCAAUGCUUGCAGGAAACCUCGUCUCUAUACUUAGUGGUGGAGCCAUACAUGCUAUCUGCAGCUUCUUGUCACCACAAAACUACGACUGGGGUACCACUAAGAAGAUCACCGUGGUUGAGAAGGCAACGAGUGAUCUUCCGGCAGAAGAGUACAAGGAAGAAAAAUUACAGAGAGCAAAGGCAUGGAUAGUGAAAUGGGGUGUUGGCUUUACUGUUGUGAUCGUUUUACUGUGGCCCCUUCUCUCUCUUCCAGCAGGUGAUUUCGGUAUAGGGUACUUCACAUUCUGGGCGGUCAUUGCAAUAGCAUGGGGCACAAUCGGUUCAGUUGCAAUCAUCGCUUUACCGGUAAUAGAAAGCUGGGAAACAAUCCAGAGCGUAAUUCUGGGAAUGUUUACAAAUGACAGGCUCAUGGAGAAGGUUGAAGAAAUGAAUCUGAAGCUGCACACAAUCAUGUUGGCCAUACCGGAAUCGGAGAAGAUUUACUUGCUUGAGAAGGAGAAGGCUAAAAAGAAAGAAGCAUUGGAGCAAGGAAGCCACUCUCUUUCUGCUGUGGAACAACCAUGAGAAACUGAGAAUUGGGUUGCACACCCCUCUUAAUCAUGGCCCUUAAUUUUCUUUGAUUUGUUUCAAUCGAAUGGCUCAGAAAAGAGAGGGUUGUGCAGGAGGUGAAAAAGGGUGUACAAAUAUCGUUUCCUGACGUGUAAUCACACGCUACUUAAUGUCUCUGUGUUCUCAACAUAUUUGCAUUUGAUAGGAUGAUUGAAGUGUAACUUACUAUACGUAGAAUCUUUUUACACGUAAAAAGAACGAGAAGAAUGGCAGCCCAAUUCAACCG
Molecule: messenger RNA, 2697 nt
Organism: Malus domestica (apple)
Lineage: Eukaryota; Viridiplantae; Streptophyta; Magnoliopsida; Rosales; Rosaceae
Product: urea-proton symporter DUR3
Biological process (GO): urea transmembrane transport
Cellular component (GO): plasma membrane
Molecular function (GO): urea transmembrane transporter activity
Source: RefSeq, a predicted model, not a curated record